This is a messenger RNA of Thyridium curvatum, 1227 nucleotides long. RefSeq lists its product as uncharacterized. Lineage: Eukaryota; Fungi; Ascomycota; Sordariomycetes; Thyridiales; Thyridiaceae. The coding region runs from base 1 to 1227 and encodes 408 amino acids. The record is from RefSeq and is a predicted model, not a curated record. Gene Ontology annotation, biological process: DNA-templated transcription. Gene Ontology annotation, molecular function: DNA binding; zinc ion binding. The transcript has 3 exons.
AUGGGACGGAGUGAAGGCAGCUUCAAAGAAUGGAUACACGAUCAAAGCGACAAAGACAGCGCAUCUCGAGAGCCUGUGACUUCUGCCACGGCAGAGGACUCAAGUGCCGCCGAAGUAGCAGUUCAGCCGACGAAGCUGCACUUCCCAUUCCUCCCAGAGAAAGACCUCCUUACACGCUGGGAGGACAGUAUUCCGGGCCCGGAGGAACCAUCAUACAUGCUGUUGAUGGCUCUAUGUGCCGUCAGCUCACAGACAGCGUCUCUAAAAGCCGUGUUUGACAGCGCACUCAUCGAUGGCCCCCCGGUGCACGACAGUGAUCUCUACUUUCUCGAGGCCGUCUCCAAGAUCCCCAUGCGCAUCGCCCAGUCACAAGAUCUCGACUACCUGCGGUCGUUUGGACUGCUGGCAGUCUACUCGCUGCGCUGCGGCAACCACACCGACCUCCACCGCUACCUCGGGCUGUACCACGCCCUGGUGGCCCAGCACGGCUUCCACGACGAGUCCCGCUGGCCCAGCGACAUCUCGCUGUCGGACGUCGACGACCGCCGGCGGCUGUUCUGGUGCGUCUACCGCCUCGAGAUCCACUCGGCCUGCGUCCUGGGCCACGUGGUGCGGAUGCCCGAGUCGCAGGUCUUUGUGCUCUACCCCCGCAUCACCCCGGCCAUGGAGCCCGAGACCCAGGCCUGGACCGCCGGGUGGGACUACAUCACCGACCUGUACCGGCUGCUCGAGUACGCCAUGUUCAGCCUGCGCGGGUGCAAGAACCGCAAGCCCAUCCUGGCCGGCCUGCUCGACCGCCCGUCCCCGACGACGCUGCUGGACAGUCUGCACCGACUCAAGGCCGCCAAGCCUCGGAUCCUCCUGGCCGAUCCCGACAGCGCGUUUCAGAGCAACCGGUGCAAGUACAUGGCGGUCGAGAUCAUUUGCAUGGAGACGCUGGUGAACAUCAUGGCGCUGCUGUACUGCCAGGCGCCGGCUAGCGAGGUGAUGACUGUCGCGGACAAUUUCCUGAAAGAGGUCGCCAUGGUGCCGCUCAUCAUGUUCAGGAUAGCGAGCAGUCAGAUCGUGCACCAGAUACUGGGUGUCGGACACAUGCUCUGUAAUGCGUCUCGCUACGAGAAUGGGCAGUACAGGCUGAAUCCCUCUGCUCAAUUCUUCCUUGUUCCUGGAAAGGAAGAGUUGACUCAAGAAGACGCAGAGCACGGAGAAAAGAACGUCGAAACAUAG